AUGUCGUCCCUUGGAGCUCAGAUCAGAAGAGCCGUUCCGGAUAUCGAUCCUGUGGUCACCGAUUACGCCAUUGGCUACGUCAACCAUAUCAGUAACUCCACCACCGAUAGUGUGGCUGCCCAACAACUUGAUCUCGAAAACGACAUUGGUUUCGUCAAGAACUUGUUGAAGAGUGCCGGGGCUAACGAAUCCAAACUCGAGAGUCUUGGAGUUUCCCUUCAAACUGCAUUGAAACAACAACUCGAUGACAAUUUCGCCAAGUUGAAGAUCACCGGGGAUACCUCCAAAAGACUUCUUGAUGUCAAUCUUUUGAAAAAUCAAAUGAACCGUCAACUUCAAGGGUCGUUGGCACUUAUUGGUGCUUCCAAAGAUAUCGAACAUAAUGGGAGAAACAUGGAAAGUAGAGUUGAUAAAAAGAAGUUGGAAAAAGCCGAAAAGAAGAUUGCCAAGAAGGUGGCCAAAAGAAACAACAAGUUUGUCAAAUACGAGGCGUCGAAAUUGAUUUCUGACAGUCAAGGAGAUGCUGAUUAUGAUGAAUUCUUCCUCAAGAUCAAUCCUAUGGAAUUCGGUUCCGGGGCUGGGAAAUCCAAAGAUAUUCAUAUCGAUACUUUUGAUUUAUACGUUGGCGAUGGGCAAAGAAUCUUAUCUGACUCGUCAUUGUCUCUUAGUUUUGGUCAUCGUUAUGGUUUGGUCGGGCAGAAUGGUAUUGGUAAAUCUACUUUACUUAGAGCCUUAUCUUGCAGAGAAUUGAACAUUCCUAGUCAUAUCACCAUUUUACACGUUGAACAAGAAUUACGAGGCGACGACACUUUGGCAUUACAAUCGGUGUUAGAUGCCGACGUGUGGAGAAAAAGUUUGUUGAAAGAAGAACGAGAAAUCAAUGACAGAAUUUCUGAAAUCGAAAAAUUAAGAACCGAAUUCGAUGAAGAGUCUCUUGAAGUGAAAAAACUCGAUAACGAAGCUGGGGAUUUGGUGCAACAUUUGGAAGAAGUCCACGAAAAAUUAUCGGAAAUCGAGAGUGAUAAAGCCGAAGGGAGAGCGGCGUCGAUUCUUUUUGGUCUAGGGUUCUCCCAAAAAGCCCAACAUCAACCUACCAAUUCGUUCUCUGGGGGUUGGAGAAUGCGGUUGUCGUUGGCCAGAGCAUUGUUUUGUGAACCAGAUUUGUUACUUUUGGAUGAACCGUCCAAUAUGUUGGAUGUUCCUUCGAUCACAUUUUUGGCAAACUAUUUGCAAACUUAUCCUGCCACGGUGCUUGUGGUUUCUCACGACAGAGCCUUCUUGAACGAUGUGGCCACCGAUAUAAUAUACCAACAUUCCGAACGAUUAGAUUACUACAGAGGUGCUAAUUUCGAUUCGUUCUACUCUACCAAGGAAGAAAGACGUAAAAACGCCAUCAAGGAAUACGAAAACCAAAUGGCGUACAGAAAACACUUGCAAGAAUUCAUUGAUAAGUUCAGAUACAACGCCGCAAAAUCUUCAGAAGCCCAAUCGAGAAUUAAGAAAUUGGAGAAAUUACCGGUAUUAGAACCUCCAGAAGAAGACAAAUCGGUGACGUUCAGAUUCCCGGAAGUCGAGAAACUCAGCGCGCCGAUUGUCCAAUUACAAGAUGUGGUGUUUGGAUACUCUCCUGAUAAAUUAUUAUUGAACGAUGUCAAUUUGGACAUUCGUCUCGAUUCGCGUAUUGCCUUGGUUGGUGCUAACGGGUGUGGUAAGACCACGCUUUUGAAGAUCUUGAUGGAAACAUUGAGACCGAUUGAAGGUCACGUCACCAAGAAUUCCAGACUAAGAAUCGGGUAUUUUGCCCAGCAUCAUGUCGAUGCCAUGGAUUUGACCUUGAACGCCGUGACGUGGUUGUCCAAGACUUAUCCAGGGAAGACUGACGAAGAAUACCGUCGUCAUUUGGGGGCGUUUGGGAUCACCGGUUCUUUGGGGCUUCAAAAAAUGCAACUCUUAUCUGGGGGGCAGAAAUCCAGAGUGGCGUUCGCCGCGUUAUGUUUGGAUAAUCCUCAUGUGUUGGUGUUGGAUGAACCGUCUAACCAUCUUGAUACUGCUGGUUUGGAUGCGCUUGCCGAAGCAUUAAGAUCGUUCGAAGGUGGGGUGCUUAUGGUUUCCCAUGAUGUGAGUAUUAUUAGCAACGUGUGUAAUGAGAUUUGGGUCAGUGAAGAAGGUACCGUGAAGAGAUUUGAUGGUACGAUUUACGAUUAUAAGAAAUACAUUCUUUCUGCUGCCGAUGCGGCUGGGGUGCUUGCCAAACAUUAA
Molecule: messenger RNA, 2259 nt
Organism: Saccharomycopsis crataegensis
Lineage: Eukaryota; Fungi; Ascomycota; Saccharomycetes; Ascoideales; Saccharomycopsidaceae
Gene: GCN20
Product: putative AAA family ATPase GCN20
Exons: 1
Coding region: 1-2259 (752 amino acids)
Molecular function (GO): ATP binding; ATP hydrolysis activity
Source: RefSeq, a predicted model, not a curated record